Messenger RNA from Parastagonospora nodorum SN15, 783 nucleotides. RefSeq lists its product as hypothetical. The coding region runs from base 1 to 783 and encodes 260 amino acids. The transcript is spliced from 2 exons. Lineage: Eukaryota; Fungi; Ascomycota; Dothideomycetes; Pleosporales; Phaeosphaeriaceae. The record is from RefSeq and is a predicted model, not a curated record.
AUGGCAUCUGUAUCCUGGGACCGCAGAUACGACCUGUAUGCUCAACACGCAGCAGAUGCACUGCCGUUGCUACGCUUCCAGCCAAUAUACCACUCACUCCAAGCUCUCGCGGCCAUCAUUUUCGCAUACGGCGUUAUCACUAAUCAAAAUAAGCCUGAGGGCCAGGAGCCCACCCCACCCAGUGAAGUGCGAAGGCAGAUACAUUUCGAGAUUGCGAGGCGUUGGUGGGCGUCCCAUCCUACUUCCGCUACUCAGCCCACGCCAUAUGCACAAGCUACUCAAAGUCCGCUGGUACCUCAACCUCUGCACACUAUUCUAUUCACGUCGACCGUGGAAGCUACUCAACCGACCCUGCUCACCCAACCUCUGCUCGCUGCUCAGUUUACGCCAACCGCACAACCUUCUCAGUUCAUAUCCCACACCACUCACUCUGUGCCUGAUCCUGCCAUCCUUUAUCACUCCGCUCAUUACACGCCUGCUCAUUUCGACACGACCACCCCGCAAUAUUUUGCCCAAAAUGGCAGAGAAACGCAUCCAACAGUAGGGUGGAUUGAUGGGAGAAUCACAGAGUUCAGAUCAGAUGCUCCAACAGCUUUGUCUCCCGUAGCGGCUGCACGACCAGAGGCGAUCGUAAGAGAGUCCGAUACGAUGUUUGACAUUUCGAGCCAUAACAACUACUCCAACCUGCCCUCCAGCGGCUUAGAAAAUAUUGCCAGUCACACAGACCCUUCAAUGGACAACAGCAACAAUAGCAAAAACAACAGCAGCGAUGAUUCAGGAUAG